Trichophyton benhamiae CBS 112371 is the source of this 1386-nucleotide messenger RNA. RefSeq lists its product as uncharacterized. NCBI's taxonomy places the organism in Eukaryota, Fungi, Ascomycota, Eurotiomycetes, Onygenales, Arthrodermataceae. The record is from RefSeq and is a predicted model, not a curated record. Bases 1 to 1386 code for a protein of 461 amino acids. The transcript is spliced from 2 exons.
AUGAGACCAUCCAUUGACUUCACCAACGUUUUGAUAUGGCUGGCAAACGGCUGCAUCCUCCAUGCAGCUGCUCAGAGUAGCUCGCCUACGACAGCUGCCGCACCUCCGACCCGAAGCCACCAGUCUGCGGCCAGCCAUGGUCCAUACAGCGGAACUCCAAUGACCUCGGGAGCCUUGACGAACACCGUUUUGGCCACAGAGAUACCUGCGGGGCCUCCUGCGGCAACAGCUACCACGUACCCAAGUGAUGGAGAGCUUCACGAUCCCCAGCCUGCCCCGUACGUCCCCGCCGGAGGCCGAGGGACAAACGGGACCCAACCGGUGUAUAAUGUGAAGAGUGAUUUCGACUAUGAAUCAUUGGCUCUGGCAUUGUACCAGGAAUGGAUCGAACUGGAUCUCUUCCGGUACGGCCUUCGAAACUUCUCAGAGCAGGAAUUUACUGCCGCCGGCCUCACCUCAGAGGACAGGUAUCUGAUCGAGUUCAUGGCCGAGCAGGAGAUAGGCCAUGCAACCAUGCUCAGCAAUAUUUUAGGCGCUGAGGCUCCAAUGCAGUGCUUAUACAAUUACCCCUUCACCAAUGUCCGUGAAUUUGUGGAUUUUUGCCAGAAGCUCACUCGGUUUGGUGAAUCGGGCGUGUAUGGAUUCCUAGGCCAUCUCAACUCAGGAGAAGCAGCCACGCUUCUCCUCCAGUCCAUCACCACCGAGGCCAGACAGCAGAUGAUAUUCCGUCAGUUCAACGGCAUGUUCCCUAUGCCCGUCUGGUUUGAGGUUGGUAUCCCGCAGUCAUGGGCUUGGACCUUACUCGCCCCUUAUAUUAGCUCGUGCCCGCCGGACCAGACCAGACUUGCCUGGCAAAACUUCCCGGCUCUGCGCAUAAUCAACCAACCUAACCCAGCACGCAUCAAUGGCUCGGCGGGAACGAAUGAGACGUUGGGUCCUGGUAUGAACACGUUGCGUAGCUCAAAUCUCACCUCCUCUCAGGCCUGUCUCAACGCAACAGAUUCGUCUGCGGACUGUGCCCCAGCAAUAACUCAGAACCGUACCAACCCUCUCUCCUAUCCCGGUCGAGUCGUCAAUCUCUCCUGGGAUAGUCCCGGAAAGGCAGUCGGUCCAAAUAACAGCUAUAUCACCUCCUCUCAAGCCAAAGCUCCCAAAUUUGUCGUCUGGGUCUCUCAGCUCAACGUCACAUAUUCUACCUUGAAAAUGCAAGGAAACAGCUCAGGCACUACCGUGCAGCCGAAUAUGGAGACCUUCCAGGGUGAUCCAGCAAUCAACGGGACAAUGUUCAUCGCGGUCACGGACUCAGACACGCCAUAUACAUCGUUCAACCUGUCGAUGAUUAACCCGCAUAUCGUUGCUGGACCAGCUUUGUAUCAGGCCGGCUGA